Molecule: messenger RNA, 893 nt
Organism: Eruca vesicaria subsp. sativa (arugula)
Lineage: Eukaryota; Viridiplantae; Streptophyta; Magnoliopsida; Brassicales; Brassicaceae
Source: the annotation of a GenBank genome assembly
GCGGCUCCCGUCCUUGCGUCAAACCCUAGCGAGUAAUCAUCUCACGAGCCGCUCAAUCGAUCCUAACCCUUAAGAGAGAAAGAAAAUGUCGACAGUGGGAGAGCUUGCUUGCAGCUACGCUGUUAUGAUCCUCGAGGACGAGGGUAUUGCUAUCACGGCCGACAAGAUCGCUACAUUGAUCAAAGCCGCUGGCGUUACUUGUGAGUCUUACUGGCCAAUGCUAUUCGCCAAGAUGGCUGAUAAACGUAACGUCACUGACCUCAUCAUGAACGUUGGUGCUGGUGGUGGAGGCGGUGCACCUGUUGCAGCUGCUGCCCCAGCUGCCGGUGGUGGUGCUGCGGCUGCUGCACCUGCCGCUGAGGAGAAGAAGAAGGAAGAAGUGGCCGAAGAGAGUGAUGGUGAUUUGGGUUUCGGCUUGUUCGACUAAGCGGACAGCUAUUACAUGUUUCUUUUUCUUGUUGGUACUUGGUUUUCAUCAAAUCUGAGACCAUUAUUUUGUUGCAUCAUCUGAGUUACUACUUGAAAGAUUUUUGCAGUUAGAACUAUUCUACUGUAUACUUAAGUCUACCGAACAAAAAGAUAUAUAGGUCUACAAGAACUAUAAAUUGUCGAACCCAUACCUUGUACGUUCAGAGAUGAAUUAGGACACCAAAUGUAGAUAAAAUUCUUAGCAGCAAACAAAAUCAGUGUUUAAACAUUGAGCAAGAAUGUUGAAUCGUAGUGAGGCUUCUUCAGUGAAGGAAACUGGGCUUGUAUAUGAGCGUUUUCAGUCGUUGAGGCAGGCCCAUUCAGUGGAACAAACGAGGCGUGUGGGAAUUUCAUGUGUUGUUUACCUACUUGAGGUUCUUUCUUAAAAACUUUCUGCAGGUGUACGUCUAUUUGCCAAUUGGACU